Messenger RNA from Nezara viridula (southern green stink bug), 354 nucleotides. The record is from the annotation of a GenBank genome assembly. Lineage: Eukaryota; Metazoa; Arthropoda; Insecta; Hemiptera; Pentatomidae.
AUGACAUGUGAGGGCGAAAAGUUACUGACAAAACGGAGUGUUUCCGCUGAGCUGGACAAAACGAACUCUACCGGCCGAUAUGUUGGGCGUAAUGGAGUCGACACCUCUACAUUAAGGAAGAGGAAAGAUAUUAGCGAACCAAACUGGUUAAGUGGAGCAGUGGGGGAGUACAUCGAGGACUGUCCCAGUUGCCCAAGAAAGGCGAGGCAGUCCGCUAACCAGAUAGCUACCUCUGGAGAGCUACCUCGAGGUUCUGACGGAUGGUGGGUGGUGGAUGUCCUUUGUCAGCCGAUGAACGGGGUAUCGCUCUGCGGCCAUCCAUUCAACCAGUCACGCAGGAGUGGCGUCCUAUGA